This is a messenger RNA of Vigna angularis (adzuki bean), 1133 nucleotides long. Its product is annotated as triphosphate tunnel metalloenzyme 3. Lineage: Eukaryota; Viridiplantae; Streptophyta; Magnoliopsida; Fabales; Fabaceae. The transcript has a single exon. Bases 385 to 984 code for a protein of 199 amino acids. The record is from RefSeq and is a predicted model, not a curated record.
AAAAAUAUAAAACAUAUUGUUAGAACCUUUUAUUUAAAAUUAUUGUUAUUAUUAUUACCAUUACAGACCCGACCCGAGUGUCGACGAUUAAGAAUAGGGUUAGCUGAACGGCGCAGGAAAAGUAAGCGGAAGAGCGGUUUGCAAGCUAGAAAAUGCUGAGAAGAAAGCCAACAAAAAUCGAAGUCAAGAUCGAAGACAAAGAAGAGCUCGAGGAAGCUCGCCGACGUAACGCUUCCGUCACCACUGCCACCACUACCGCCCCCGCUGGCACCACUUCUCUCCUCCGUCAGCUGGAUCGCGGCGGCGAAGAUCCCGCUUCCAAGGCGCAUCGUAUUGGCCUCUCCUCGUAAAACCCUAGCCUCAGUCUCCCACCUUUCUUCCCCAAUGGAAGUCGAAGUGAAGCUGCGCCUCGCAGACGCCAACGCCCACCGCCGUGUCACCAGCUUGCUCUCCCCCUUCCACGUCGUCACCCACCGCCAGAAAAACCUCUUCUUUGACGGCGCUGCGUCCGAGCUCUCCGAGCGCCGCGCUGUGCUGCGCUUGCGCUUCUACGGUGACGACGAGCGGUGCGUCGUUUCGCUGAAGGCGCGAGCGGUGCUGGUGGACGGCGUCAGUCGCGUGGAGGAGAACGAGGAAGAUCUGGACCCGCGGGUCGGGCGCGAAUGCGUUGCAGAGCCUGGGAAGUUGGGAUCGGUGGAAUCUAGGGUUUUGCGGAGGGUGAAGGAGGAGUUUGGAACUGAAAAGGGGUUUAUAGGAUUGGGAGGGUUUGGGAACGUGAGGAAUGUGUAUGAUUGGAAGGGAUUGAAAUUGGAGGUGGAUGAAACUAAGUUUGACUCUGGGAUUCUCUAUGAGAUCGAAUGUGAGAGUGCUGAUCCCGAAGGAGCUAAACGGCUCCUUGAGGAGUUCUUGAAGGAGAAUGAAAUUGAUUAUUCUUACUCUACAGCCUCCAAAUUUGCCAUCUUUCGAUCUGGAAAACUGCCUUAGUCAGUGAAAUUUGCCUGAGCGAGUGAAAUUUGUGUACUUUUGAGUUAUUUUAUGCUCCUGCUGUUAAGUGUCUAAGAAUAAAACAAACUCAUGUCAUAUGAGCUGCUACUAUUAUUAAUUUGAAUCUGCCUAGUUUUUUCGUUUAUGAA